Molecule: messenger RNA, 1929 nt
Organism: Pocillopora meandrina
Lineage: Eukaryota; Metazoa; Cnidaria; Anthozoa; Scleractinia; Pocilloporidae
Source: the annotation of a GenBank genome assembly
AUCCGCUUUGAUGAGACAUCCAAUUUAUGGCCCGAGCCCUUCUCCACCCUAAUCAAUUGCAUUUUCCCACUGGAAUAUGUGUAUUCCGAUUGGUUUCAAUGGCAAGCAAACAUUGAGGCUCAACGCAGAGAUCCAGAAUCUCCCGGCAGCUUACCUGGAGACUGUUUUGGGGCUGGAAGUCGCGUUGAAGGGUUUUGCAUUCCCCAGUUCCUCCUUAGGAACAGUGACAUUGAUCAAGUGAACGCACGUGCUCUUGAUAUCAAAGAACAGUGGCUCCCUGAUCUUGACUUAAUGAAAGUUGUUGAUUCAUUUGUUGAAACAAAUGAAAAGAGCCGGAUACCAAUAUUCACUGUUGAGCAUUUGGAAGACGAUCCAAAGUAUGUAAAGUUGAGGUUGACUGACGAGUUCAAGGAGCAUGAUUCGCGAUUUAAGAAUGCUCCCUACCUCCAUCACUCGUACCUGCUUCCUGACGCAGAUCACCCCAUGGUUAAUGGUGAAAAGGGUGUGUGGUCGAACGACGUGCACGGUCCGGUACGCAAACUCAUGAAAGCCGAUUUUCCAUGCCAUGAAGAGGAUCGAACGGAUGUUUUCAAGUUUCCAAUCGCAUGGCCUGAGCCUGCUAUGGAAUGGUUGGUCCGAUCACGCCCUUGUGGUUGGCCCUCUUCAGAGCUUGUUCAAGAGGUGUUCGACAGUGGUUGUCUUUUAGCACCUGUUGGUAGAGGAAAGCGCCUGUACGAGCCCAUCGAUACCUUGGAGUAUUACCGAAAUCCAGAACAGCCAGCGAAUUCCGCAGUGGCUGAUGCAGAGGGGAAAUGGGCCAUGGAAGAAACUGAGUGGAGAAUUUCAUUUUCACUGGCGGAAAACAAGCUCGGACGGAGUGUUUCACCCAUUCAACGGCACGUUAUGGUUUUGCUGAAGAUGAUCAAAAAAGCUUACUUUCCAGAUGUUAUUUCGACGUAUUAUUUGAAGAACCUGCUGUUCUGGGAAUGCGAGAGUAAAGGAGAAGCCUUUUGGAAAGAGGACAACUUCGCUAAGUGCCUGUUGUCUAUGCUGGAUCGUCUACACGAGUGCUUAGAAACCUCAGAUCUUCCAUAUUACUUCAUGCCUCAAAGCAACCUUCUUCAAUAUGAAGACACCGCUAAUCUCAAAGAAGCUGCUAUUGUUGUCGCCGAGGUGAGGAGAGCGAUACUACCGAAGACGGUCAGUCUGUUGAAGAGGCUUCAGUCACUAACGUUUCAGUCAAACACCUACUUGCGAGAUGUUGGCGUACCACUGAAGGAUCAUCUUCUUAAGAUGCAGGACCGACAUCUGUCAGAGGAUGAUCAUGGAAAACUGCUGACGGCUCUGCUCUCACUUUUUGUGGGCAAAUGCAAAGAUGUCAUCAAGAGUUUGCAGAGAACCACGCUUGAACCUGAUAAAGGCAAAGGAGUAGAAAAUCUGUUGAACGUUGCUUUGUAUGCUUACCAGUCGAUACUUGCCAGAAAUUUGUACAAGCUGUGGUUCUUAAUGACCAAGGAUGAAGACACCAAAGACGGAGAGAAGGAAGAGGAUGAGUUUACGUCAUUUGUAGGCGAGGAAGUGAAGGGCCUUUCUUUAGAUGGCGAUUUCGUUGCUCAGUCCCUUGCCUUCUUCCACAGCGCGAAAAAUGGAAUGGAGCCAUCUCGGUCGAUUCUUUGUUCAAGAGCGAUGAAAUACCUUAGGGAAGAACACGUAAGGAUGGCUGUCGAGAGCACAGAAAGUGCACUUGGAGAGUUAAAGGCAAAAUUCAGCUGGUUUAAGGUUAGCGUCCUGAAAGAAGCUGCGGAAAGAGCCACAAAGAAGUUACUAAGAGAGAGUCAUACUAGAGACACACUUUCAAAAGAAGCGAUCCAGAGUGCACUCGAAGAGGAAAUUCAAGCACUUCAUGGUGAAAGAAUAGGAAAAAAGUAA